AUGUUGAACGUAUUGCCUCUUCACUCAAGCUAUGACCUUGCAGAUACAUCGAGUCACAUGACCGUUAUGGGCCGUUCACUCUGCUUAUCAACUGCCUUUCGCUUCGUCUUCAGCGUUCCAGAGCCGCUCGGGUUGUGGCGCUACCAGCACACCUCCCAUCAUUAUACAACUCAGCCCAGUGUCAUAUCACCUCAUACUUUCCACAAGCGCCCUUCUUCAGAGGAGUCAUAUAAAUCACCAUCUUCUUCUAGUUCAGGAUCUUCAGGGAUGCGUUUGGGAAAUGCUAAAAGUGUGGACUGGCUAGCUGUUUAUCGUCACGGGUUUUCCCAGGGAACUAGCCGCACUACGUCAACAGGCGACAGCACACAUUGCACAAACUCACAGCCCAUAGGAUGUCGGUCAGACGCUUUCGCUGAAGGCUUCGGUGGUGGACGCAGCGUGAGCCUCUCCUCGACCAUGAAGAUAUCCUUGAAGACUGGUCAGCCUGCGGAAAUAGUCCGUGGGGAUGCCGAUAAAAGUGACAGAUUCAUACGCCUUGGCUUCCUAAUGACCGAAGACCUACAGAAGAAGCCCGUUUUAAUUGCAAUGGAUACUAUGGCUGAAGUGAGUAUAAUGCGCAAGGGCAUUUUCGACAAGUUAGGCCUGCCACUGCACCAUUUCUCGAUGGACAUAGUUCCGUUGCAGACGAGAUCUGCCGAAACACCAAUCCGACCAAUCGGCCUUGUCCGUCAUGUUGACUGGCACUUUGCUCUUGCCCCUCGGACUUACACGACAGAAUUUCUUGUUGUGGACACGGACCAGUAUGAUGUCCUCAUUGGUGAACGGGAAAUCAAGAGGUACCAUCUUCUACAUCUGGGUGCUGACAUCCCCGAUGUGGUCGUACGGCCUUUGGAAAAGCAUGGUUAA
This is a messenger RNA of Aspergillus luchuensis, 906 nucleotides long. RefSeq names its product retropepsin-like aspartic protease. The record is from RefSeq and is a predicted model, not a curated record. The coding region runs from base 1 to 906 and encodes 301 amino acids. Lineage: Eukaryota; Fungi; Ascomycota; Eurotiomycetes; Eurotiales; Aspergillaceae. The transcript is spliced from 2 exons.